CGGAGCCGCAGGGAGCUGGCACCUGACGCGCCUGCGCCCACCCGACUUGGUGGCGCGUCACCGCCCCCUGGGAUCGCCCACCCAAGUGCCAACCCACGUGGCCCCGCCCUAGCGACCGUUGCUAAGGGGCGUGGCUCAGCCCCUAAGAACCCGAGCCUCCUGCGGCUUAUAAAUAUUUGCGUAUUCAAAUGAGGACCCGCGCACGUUGUCAUGGGGCCCAGGCCGCAACCGGGCCGCCGGAAGAACAGCCUGGAGUAGGAGACAGCGCCUGGCGGCGGAGGGCGCCCAGGGCCGAGCUGCCAGGGCCGGACACCUGGGCUGAGCCCUCAGACCAGGCCACUGUGGCACCCUGAGCCUGAGCCGCUGCCCUGCUCCAACACUCCCGCCCACCACCUCUGUCAACGGCCGGCCAACUCACCUGGCGCAGGGGCAGCUGUACACAGGAUGGAGAGGAUACAUCUUCCAUGUCCAUACGUGGUCAACAGAUGAAAGCCAUGGCCAGAAAGUUCUAAGUGGCUACAUGUGCAUCUGCCUGUUCACGGAUUCCUGUGACAAAUAUUUGAGCGUCCCCUCCUGCGGCUGUGGAUAGCAGAGGAAUACCCAGGCCACGUGCAGCCCACAGCGCUGGGGCGAGGCAGGCCCUCAAGCUAACACGUAUAUAGAUGGGGUUUCACCCUGUUAGCCAGGAUGGUCUCCAUCUCCUGACCUCGUGAUCUGCCUGCCUCGGCUUCCCAGAGUGCUGGGAUUACAGACGUGAACCACUGCGCCCUGCCAGAGGUCUGCAUCUUUAAGGGACAACACCAGCUGGGCCUGUGGAUGGUCAGGUCCUGGGCUGACCUGCUCACCUCUGGGUGCUGUGACCUCAGCCCGGCCCAUUCCAGGUUCCCCUGGGCACAGUAACCUGGCCAGGAAGCCACCCUGACUCUUGCAGGUACUGUCUGAGGGCACGUGCUGCCUUCUUGCCUGGAUGUUUGACCCACAGCAGAAGAAAGCGGCUGCCUGCAGGAGAAGGAGUUUGGCUGGCACAGGGGUGGGGUAGGGGAAGGCCUGGAACCUGAUCCUGGACCCCAGGCUCAGAGACCGUCAGGUGGAGAAGGACCCAUAGCCCACAGCUUGAGGCAGCCCCGGGAGCCCCACAGCCACAGUCAGCUGGCCUGGCACCCCCAAACUCACAGCCGUCAUGGGCCUCAGCAGGUUACAUGUGAAUGGACCCAGGCUGGGACAGAUCCCGUGGGCCUCGGCCGAGCACCUCCAGCUUCCGGGUGCGGGAGCUGAGCUGGCAAGGCCUGCACAACCCCUGCCCACAGAGCAAGGGCCCUGGCAGCCAGAGGGACAGCCUUGGAGAGCAGCUGGUGGAAGAGUACCUGUCCCCUGCCCGACUGCAGGCCCUGGCCCGGGUGGAUGACCUUCGGCUGGUGAGGGCGCUGGAGAUGUGUGUGGACACCCGUGAGGGCAGCCUGGGGAACUUUGGGGUGCACCUGCCUAUCCUGGACCAAUUGAAGCUGAACGGCAGCCACCUGGGCUCCCUCAGGGACCUGGGCACAUCUCUGGGCCACCUGCGGGUGCUGUGGCUGGCUCGCUGUGGCCUCACUGACCUGGAUGGCAUUGCCUCUUUGCCAGCACUUAAGGAACUCUACGCCUCCUACAACAACAUCUCGGACCUGAGCCCGCUGUGCCUGCUGGAGCAAUUGGAGGUGCUGGACCUGGAGGGCAACAGCGUGGAGGACCUGGGGCAGGUGCGCUACUUGCAGCUCUGCCCACGCCUGACCACGCUUACUCUGGAGGGCAACCUGGUGUGCCUACAGCCGGCCCCCGGCCCCACCAACAAGGUGCCCAGGGGCUACAACUACAGGGCAGAGGUGAGGAAGCUCAUCCCCCAGCUGCAGGUCCUGGACGAAGUGCCGGCUGCACACACAGGCCCACCGGCCCCGCCGAGGCUGAGCCAAGACUGGCUUUCGGUGAAGGAGGCCAUCAAGAAGGGCAACGGCCUCCCCUGGCUGGACUGUCCCCGUGGAGCCCCCAUCCGGAGACUUGACCCCGAGCUGUACCUGCCUGAGACGCAGCCCUGGGCCUCCAGGCCCUGGCCCCUCUCCCUGCUGGUCCGUGGGGGGCCCCUGCCUGAAGGCCUGCUUUCUGAGGACCUGGCCCCAGAAGAUAACACCAGCAGCCUCACCCAUGGUGCUGGCCAAGUCCUGUGUGGGAACCCCACCAAGGGCCUGCGGGAGCGUAGGCACCAGUGCCAGGCCAGAGAGCCCGCGGAGCAGCUGCCCCAGCACAGGCCAGGAGAUCUGGCCGCCAGCACUUCCUCCCCAGAGCCUGACCCUGCAGACAGCUCUGACUUCCUGGCCUUGGCUGGGCUUAGGGCCUGGAGGGAACUUGGCGUGCGCCCCCUCCCCUGUAGGCACCCGGAGUCCCAACAGGAAGGGGCUGUAGCCCCCUGGGGCCCACGGAGGGUCCCUGAAGAGCAAGUGCACCAGGCAGAACCCAAGACUCCCCCCAGCCCCCCGAGCCUGGCCUCAGAGCCUUCCGGGACCUCAAGCCAGCACCUGGUCCCUUUCCCUCCCAAGCACCCAAAGCCACGAGAUUCUGGCAGCAGCUCCCCACGGUGGUCGAUAGACCUGCAGUCCAGGGGGCGUCGGCUCCGAGCCCUGGGCAGCUGGGGGCCUGGCCUGGGUGAUGGGGUGGCUGCAGUGCCUGUCCUGAGAGCCCUGGAGGUGGCCUCGGGCCUGACCCCUCGAGCCCAGGGACAUCCUGGCCCAAAGCCAGCACCAGAUGCAGCAGCCAGACCUCCCAGGGCAGCUGAACUGUCUCACCCCAGCCCCGUCCCCACUUAGUGUAGCCCCCACUUCAAGUUCGCCUGUGCUGGGGCCAUGACCUGCCCACGUAUGUGGUCACCGAGCACAGAACAUCUGGGCGGGUGUGUUGGGGGGUGGAAGGAGUGCCUGGCCCUGGGGAGGAUCCUCUUGGUGGAGGGGAGUGGGGGACUGGAACCAGCCAGGAAGGCAGCAGAGGCUGGAACCGUUUAGGCCCACAGCUGGGUUUGGCCUGGGGAGGGAGGGUCCCGCUCCCCAGCCCUUCCUUAGGGCCAGGCUUUCCCUCGGGAACGGAGGUGGGGGGACUGGUCACCCGGCAGGCCUGUCAGAGGCCUCUCCUGCUACAGUUGGGCGUGGCCAAGGGGCAGGGGCUGGAGUUGCGAGUCCAGUCUGCCACCCCCUUACUGGACCCAGGGUAAGAGCCACCUCCUAGGCCCUGUGGCCCAGGGUUCCAGCUGCUCGCCCCGAGGCCGCUGGAGGUGCGUCCCAGGCCUCCCGUCUCCUGGGAUCUGUAGGACUCCCGCGCCCACCGCAAUAAGGCGGCCCGUUCCCUCCUCUUGGCGCAGGACGCCCCGAACGCAAGCGCAACAUUUUCAACUGUCAGGUGUACAGAAAUGCGGUUUACUUUGUAGGCCAUGUUGGUUCAAUAAAUGAUGCAGCGGACACA
Molecule: messenger RNA, 3480 nt
Organism: Rhinopithecus roxellana (golden snub-nosed monkey)
Lineage: Eukaryota; Metazoa; Chordata; Mammalia; Primates; Cercopithecidae
Gene: LRRC56
Product: leucine rich repeat containing 56
Exons: 15
Coding region: 1206-2834 (542 amino acids)
Molecular function (GO): protein binding
Source: RefSeq, a predicted model, not a curated record